Empidonax traillii (willow flycatcher) is the source of this 2081-nucleotide messenger RNA. RefSeq names its product family with sequence similarity 199, X-linked (gene FAM199X). The record is from RefSeq and is a predicted model, not a curated record. The transcript has 8 exons. NCBI's taxonomy places the organism in Eukaryota, Metazoa, Chordata, Aves, Passeriformes, Tyrannidae. The coding region runs from base 422 to 1447 and encodes 341 amino acids.
CCCGGCCGCGACCGCCCCUCGGCGGGUGGGUUGGAGCCCGAGGCGAAGGGAGCGCCCCGUGCUCGGAGUUCGGUCUGACCCGCUGCCGGGACGCGGAGCUCGCUCCCGGGCUCGGCGUUUCGGUGCCCCCGGUGACGGAGGAGCCGCCGGCUCAAAGAGGUUCUGAAGUGCCGGUCCCUGCUAGAACUGGAGCUGUAGCCCCUCGCAGUUGCACAGUUAAUCGUUCCCUUUCAGGGAAUCUACGUAGUGGUGAAGCUAUUUUGAUGUCAGGAAGACAAUCCCUGAUUACCCACGGACCUCUCAACUAUAGCGGCAAAGAAGCUGCACUCUCUCCUGGAUGCAGGCUCAAGCAGCUUACAUGAGGACAGUCACACACUAAGCAGAUCAGACAGAACAUGGCACAGCUCAGCCUGAGCUACAGAUGGCAAUCAGUUUUCAAAGGAACAGUCUGAGGAAGGGACUCCAAGAGCAAGAAAUGCAUAUGUGGAACUUGACCUCCUGUGGAACCAGCGUCGCCAGCUCGGAGUGCAGUGAGGAGCUGUUCUCAUCGGUUUCCGUGGGUGAUCAGGAUGACUGUUACUCUCUGCUGGAUGACCAGGAGUUCACCUCUUUUGAUUUGUUCCCCGAGGGCAGUGUCUGCAGUGAUGUCUCUUCUUCUAUCAGCACAUACUGGGAUUGGUCAGACAGUGAGUUUGAAUGGCAGUUGCCUGGCAGCGACAUUGCUAGUGGGAGUGAUGUGCUUUCUGAUGUUAUACCUAGUAUUCCAAGCUCUCCCUGUCUGCUUCCGAAAAAGAAAAACAAGCAUAGGAAUCUCGAUGAACUUCCGUGGAGUGCAAUGACAAACGAUGAACAGGUUGAAUAUAUUGAAUAUUUGAGUCGCAAAGUCAGUACAGAGAUGGGCCUUCGAGAGCAACUCGAUAUUAUUAAAAUUAUUGAUCCUACUGCUCAGAUCUCACCUACAGAUAGUGAAUUCAUUAUUGAAUUGAACUGUCUCACAGAUGAAAAACUGAAACAGGUGAGGAACUACAUCAAGGAGCACGGACCCCGGCAGCGGUCGGCGAGGGAGAGCUGGAAGAGGAGCAGCUACAGCUGCGCGAGUACCAGCGGUGUGAGCGGUGCCAGCGCCAGCAGCAGCAGCGCCAGCAUGGUCAGCUCAGCCAGCAGCAGCGGCUCCAGCGUCACCAACUCCGCCUCAAACUCGAGUGCCAACAUGAGUCGAGCGCACAGCGACAGUAACUUGUCCUCAAGUGCUGCGGAGAGAAUCCGGGAUUCAAAAAAACGUUCCAAGCAACGGAAACUCCAGCAAAAGGCCUUACGGAAGAGACAGCUGAAAGAGCAGAGACAAGCUCGUAAGGAAAGACUGAGUGGAUUAUUCCUUAAUGAAGAAGUGCUGUCUUUAAAAGUGACUGAGGAGGACCACGAAGGAGAUGUGGAUGUUUUAAUGUGACAGGGGUGAAUUUAUCAGUGUUCUUUCUAAGCCUUAACUGUAUUAUCCUUAUUGUUUACAUAUAUUUCUUGACCAAAUUUUGAUUAGUGUUAAUAAUAUAAACCAGAUCUUUUCUCAAGUGUAAUUUUGCUAAGAAGGUCUAAGUAUUGAGUAACUUCAGCUUUUUGAGACUAAUUUUGCAAUAAAGAAUUCAGAAACAUACAUGUCUUCUGAAAAGCUGCUGAGUAAAUACAAUUUUAAGGAAAUUUGAACUUGGCUAAUAUGCUAACUUUACUUGCAAGAUGUAAAUCUAGGGGUGCUCUUGGAUGACACAAAGCAUGCAUUGCUAUGCUUCAGCUUCUUUGUUUUUUUACAACUUGUACUUAGUAUUCCACUUGACUUGUUCUAUCUUCCUUUCCCAUUAUUAGGGAGAUUGUUUAGCAUGAGUUAAAAAAAAUCUUUGUAUUCUAUGGGGCUUUCUUCAGUCUUGCUCUUGAAUUGUAGGAAAUCAAAGUAACGUCAUAAAUUCUUUUCUGAAAGUUGCGAUUUAACUCAAACUACACAGAAAACAAGAAGCAGGACUUCUAAUGCAGGGAAUCUGUAACAAAUACUGCCCAAUAAUGUAGUUCUUAGGAAGUAACUAGAAUUAAAAAAA